AAAUCACUCCAUGUGUGACAACUGAAAUCUUCAUGACAUAAUGUUGAUGCUGGUGAAAGAGGAGCUUGAGAAGAUGACAGAUCCACAACCAUGCAGAAUAAAGGAAGAAGAUGUUGAGGAACAAAUAGUUCACACCCAUAGAGUGAAAGUAAUUGAGACCUUCAGUGAAGCUCCUCCUACAACAAUCCACCAAUAAAUGCUGGAGUCAAACACACAGAGAAAUCACUCCAUGUGUGACAACUGAAAUCUUCAUGACAUAAUGUUGAUGCUGGUGAAAGAGGAGCUUGAGAAGAUGACAGAUCCACAACCAUGCAGAAUAAAGGAUGAAGAUACUGAGGAACAAAUAGAUAUGAUGGAAGUGAAAGAGGAGAGUCAAGCUGAAGUGGAUGAGAAACAUCAGAUUGGAAAAAUAAAUCAUAAUGUUUCACAGAAAGAAACUCUGAAGACAGAAGAAAUAAAGUGUGAAAAUAGUUUCAUAGAAGAUGAACGUCCUGCAGAUCACAAGAGGACUCACAGUGAAGAGAAACCUUUCACAUGUCAACAGUGUGGAAAGAGUUUUAGAACAAAAGAUAACCUUAAAACACACAUGAGGAUUCACACUGGAGAGAAACCUUACACGUGUCAACUAUGUGAAAAGAGUUUUACAGCUUCAGGUAACCUUAAGAUACACAUGAGGUCUCACACUGGAGAAAAACCUUACAGUUGUCAACAAUGUGGAAAGAGUUUCUCUGUUGAAGGAAAUCUUAAGAUACACACAAGGAUUCACACUGGAGAAAAACCAUUUACAUGUCAUGAGUGUGAAAAGAGUUUCAGAAUUAAAUUUAGCCUUAUAACACACAUGAGAUUUCACAAAGGAGAGAAACCUCACGUGUGUCUUCAGUGUGGAAAGAGUUUCAGUGAUAAACGUGGACUUGAGACUCACAUUAGACUUCACACUGGAGAGAAACCUUUCAGAUGUAAACAGUGUGGAAAGAGUUUUACCUUUCAAUCAGGCUUUAGCCGGCACAAAAAAGCUCACAGGGGGGGAAAGUCACAUCCGUGCCAGCAUUGUGAAAAGAGUUUCCGAGAUAAAAGUAACCUUAAGAUACACAUUAGAGUUCAUACUGGAGAGAAACCUUACACUUGUCUUCAGUGUGGAAAGAGAUUCAGCAUAAAAGUUAACCUUAAAGCACACAUGAGGAUUCACACUGAAAAGAAAAGACACCCAUGCCAUCAUUGUGAAAAGAGUUUCAGUGAUGAACGUAGACUUGAGACUCACAUGAGGAUUCACACUGGAGAGAAACCUUUCAGAUGUCAACAGUGUGGAAAGAGUUUUACCUUUAAUUCAGGCCUUAGCCGGCACAAGAAAGCUCACAGGGGGGAAAUGUUAUAUACAUGCCAGCAUUGUGACAAGAGUUUCCCAGAUAAAAGUCAACUUAAGAUACACAUUAGAGUUCAUUCUGGAGAGAAACUUUACACUUGUCUUCAGUGUGGAAAGAGUUUCAGAGAUGAAAGUCAACUCAAGAUACACAUUAGGGUUCACACUGGAGAGAAGCCAUUCUCAUGUAAACAGUGUGGAAAGAGUUUCAGAACAAAAGUUAACCUUAACGCACACAUGAGGAUUCACAAUAAAAAGAAAAGACACCCAUGCCAUCACUGUGAAAAGAGUUUUACAGCUCCAAGUAACCUUAAGAUACACAUGAGGUCUCACACCGGAGAGAAACCUUACAUUUGUCAACAGUGUGGAAAGAGUUUCUCUAUUGAAAGUAACCUUAAGAUACACACAAGGAUUCACACUGGAGAGAAACCGUUCACAUGCCAUGAGUGUAAAAAAUGUUUCAGAAUUAAAUGUAACCUUAUAGCACACAUGAAAACUCACAAAGGAGAGAAAGGCACUAAAUAACUGUUUUUAAAUAACAAAACUGAUGUAUAUUACAUUUACAAAAAACUACAUAGAAUUAAGUACAUGCAUGCAUAAAACGACUAACAUUGCUAGCUGAACAUUCAUUACUUUCUACCACAAGAAUUUUGUAUAUACAUGUCAUCAGAAAGAGAAAGUGUUUUCUCAUUUAUUUUACCCAUGUAAAAGUUUUUAAAGCAUUACUGUUCUUACUAUAAGUUUAUAAAUGGUGGUUUAUUUCAAUUCCAAAUUAAAAUGCUACAACACUCAUAAUGCAAAUGCAAUUAAAACUGAAGUUCACCUGCUUGAAGUCUAAGGGGUUGUGCACACCAAAACUUUUAAACACGGCUGAAAACGCCUGGACAACGCUGCCUGAAUCCCAGCUGUUUUUCAGCUGAGUGCCAGCUUUCUUCAGCUAAGUGGUUUGGUAGCUCUGAUACGUCAGCUGUCAGACGGUUGGUUGCUGUAAUACUUGUCCCACCCCUCCUCCACUGUAAUUGGACAGACGCGUGAGAAUUGACAUUGACGAGCGGAGCUUUUCAUCCAAAGUUGAAUAUUUUUCAACGCUAGGCGCUGAAAAACCACCGGGCGGCGGUUUUCAGCGUGGAAGAAAACCGCUAGCUGCUGGCUUAUUUGAAAACCGCUGAGCUUUCAUUGGAAACAAUUGAAAACAUGCGCCGGCCGCUGGCGACACCGAAAGUCCACAAGAAGUGCGCCAUUUGGGACAAGGCCAAUGUGCGUUCUUGUCUGUACUUGUGUUCUUGUGGACUUGUGAAACGUAAUCAGUCAUGGCCCAGUACUGUUCCAAUUCCAAGUUCAAUCAAGCCAAGUUCACAUAACAUCUCAGGAUGUGUUCUUGAUCCACUCAUUUUAUCGAGGAUGCAUCAGAAGGUGACUUGUGUGGAAUUACGACAGCCAAGUUUCUCAGAAUGCAUUUCACGCCAACGGCAGUGGAGCUUAAAACCGGCACAAUAUACGAAAUAUUACUCUUUCAUAAAAUGUAGCCGUUUAUUUGAGAAUAUAGAUGAAUAAACUUUAAAUUUGUGGUCAGUUAGUAAAGAUAGCGCCUAUAUUAACAUUUUCUCUGACGAUUUCGGAUAUGUGAGUUCAAGCUGAUCAGCAGGUGGUCAGUGUUGUGUACACCGCCGAGGGCAGAUUUAUCUCUUGGCAAGUCCUUCUGAAAUUUGCUCUGCCUAACCUGCUCUGCGCUUCAGUCUCUGAUGGUCAAACAUGAAAUAUUCUCUCUGGAUAUAUCUAACUGGCAUUUUUUGGUCUCAUCAAUUUAUUUCUCUUUAUUAUUCAUUUGAAGUCUGUUAUUUGUUAUUAUCGUUUUAACUGAUGUUAAAGUUAAGUUUCAUAACUUAAAUCACAUAUAUUUUCUAUAGAACCUUAACACUGAAUUACUGCCUUUGUACUUCAACCUUUUUUACCUGUGUUUACUUCAUGUUGUACAAAAGUUUUGUACUUUUAAAUGAAUGGUUGUGUUUAAUAUCAUAUUUCAUUUUCUAAUAAAUGCAUUAAUCGGCGUACGUGUUGCCUGAACCACAUAUUCAUAUUUUUUAUACAAAAACAAGCAAGGUUUUUGCAUUUUAUAUAUUUUGUUUUAUACGGUUUAAUUACAAAUCUGAGAGCACGGAUUGUUAACUCGUGCGUACGGUUUAUAAACUGAGGGGAUGAAUUACAACACCGUGAUCACGGAUUGUUUUCUUUUUUCCAAGGGGUGACUAGG
Misgurnus anguillicaudatus (oriental weatherfish) is the source of this 3608-nucleotide messenger RNA. NCBI's taxonomy places the organism in Eukaryota, Metazoa, Chordata, Actinopteri, Cypriniformes, Cobitidae. The record is from RefSeq and is a predicted model, not a curated record.